AUGGAAGCGCGGGUACAGUCGUCGCAGGAUUACGAGGGCAUUGAUUGCGACUGUGCUCUUCCUGGCCUGCCUUCGGACACUCACUCUCGACUCUGUACAGGCCAUCUCGCUAACGCACAUAAGCCCUGGCUUCCCACGUCUUCCAACUUCGAGAAUUUCGAGACGGACGUCCAAAACGACAACGUCCUUCAAACUCUACCCAUCACCGGCUUUCUGAACGACGGCAAGGCAGGCAAGCGGACGUGCGACGAGUUGAGAUACGAUGGCGAACUCCAAGUUGAACGCAGUUUCUACCUUGAAGAUGAUCUUGUUGAGUUGGCAACGUCGUUAAAAGGCCACCCCAUGAUUGAUUAUUCGGGACAAGACCAGAGGUUGACGUUCGAAGAGAUGGUGGAUAAGACAUGGGCGAGGCUUUCCGGAUCCAGCGUUUGGCUCGAGAACUACGAAGUGUUUUUGAGUGUCACCAGAGUUAUUUUCUAUGACAAAGGCGUGAAGCACUGGCCAGCCAUCAGCUUCAUCAGGGGCCAGCUCUAUAACGAGGAUUGGAAUGAAUUGAAGAAUCACACGAUCCAGUGGCAUGGCAACGAUAUCACGUUCCCGACCGUGUUCAAUGUGCCCGCACCCUACGAGGUCGGCGGAGGCUUCUACGGACCGGAAGACCCCAGAAUCAUCAUUGAACCGGACGUCGAAGAUGCAGAGCCUAUCGUGGUCUUCAAUAUGCUCAACGACCUCAAAACUAUGACGCGCGCGAUGCACAUGUACCGACCAUUUUCCAACGUCACCACCAUCUUGAGUAUCAACGGACAGAAAGAAAGAGCACAGUCGGAGAAGAAUUGGGCACCCUUCUUCCACAACGAGCACGAAACGCCCGCUUCGGGUCAGAAGAAGUGGCCGAGCCAAUAUAUCCACUUUAUCCACAGUUUCGGCCCAUUGACUAUCCUCAAAUGCCACGUCGGCAAUGGUUGGUGCGAUCUCGUCUACGAACAAAAAGUCGCAGAAGGGUUGGCGGGCGCCCAUGAUGACACCCAUGGACGCAUCAGCGGCGGAACGAAUCUUGUUCCGUUGCAACUAAAAUCAAGCACUGGAGCACAUGCAUAUGUCGGAUUCCCCAGGUCGCACAUCGACGUGGGCUGCAAGUCGGUGUCGAUGUACCGACCGGAACUGCUGGUCCUCACCGCCUACGGUGACGACUUUUACCUCAAUUUCUUGUCCGACUCGGUUGAUUUUGGGGACGCCGCCCUUCCACCCGAGGGUCUUUCUGACCCUUGUGGCGAAGGGCAUAUACUGAUUACCAACAGUAUCGCCAAAUGGGACCAAUCAUCCCGCAAGGAUGAGAUGACGAUCUCAUUUUCGGUGGCAGAUUCGACCGUGCAGAUUCUGCGGUUGCACGGCGUCUAUAAGCUACUUCAGAACCUGCCGUAUCUUGGCGCCACUCUUCAAAGGGACUUGUCUCAGGAUGGUGAAGUGAUUUGGGAUUUGCGAUGGUCUGCUGUAGGCAAGGAUGUCAUUGCCUGCGCAGUCGAAGCUGCCCAGAACUAUUCGAUCGCUAUUGGUACUCCUUUCAAGGGAUUGGCAAGAGGCGAGGAGCCCGAGCCCGAGCCCGAGCCCGAACCCGAAGAUGAGAAGCCAAAUGAAGAGGAGAAGUCAAAGGACGAUGUUGAAAACAAGGAAUCAGAUGAAGAUGAGAUGGUAGUGAUGGAAGGCCCGUGGGAUUAG
Messenger RNA from Capronia coronata CBS 617.96, 1716 nucleotides. RefSeq lists its product as uncharacterized. Gene Ontology annotation, molecular function: mannosyltransferase activity. The transcript has 2 exons. The record is from RefSeq and is a predicted model, not a curated record. NCBI's taxonomy places the organism in Eukaryota, Fungi, Ascomycota, Eurotiomycetes, Chaetothyriales, Herpotrichiellaceae. The coding region runs from base 1 to 1716 and encodes 571 amino acids.